Molecule: messenger RNA, 3154 nt
Organism: Esox lucius (northern pike)
Lineage: Eukaryota; Metazoa; Chordata; Actinopteri; Esociformes; Esocidae
Gene: spsb1
Product: splA/ryanodine receptor domain and SOCS box containing 1
Exons: 3
Coding region: 433-1254 (273 amino acids)
Biological process (GO): proteasome-mediated ubiquitin-dependent protein catabolic process
Cellular component (GO): SCF ubiquitin ligase complex
Molecular function (GO): protein binding
Source: RefSeq, a predicted model, not a curated record
UGUAGAGUAGAUGUUAGGGCAGCCAUCAUUCUACCUAAUUCAUGUCCAACCCGAAAUGGGAAAGAGAUGCGAGGAUUGGAGAAGCUAAAACGAACAGCAAUGUAAUUCCUUGGGGAGGUUGUUUAACUAAAGUACUGUGGCCUUUUCAAUCAUUUCCACUGGCUCUUUGGUUUGACAAGAAAACGUUUGCCGAGUUGGGCACGAAGCAUCGCCUGUGAGACGGGCACUCUGGAUUGGCUGGGAAAGAAUCAUUCUCUGGAGAUGGAGUGGUGGGCACAGCAAAAAACCAACUGACUUGCUUUGCGCUCAAUAAAAAGAAAAAAGAGAGGGGGAAAAAAAGAAAUUGUGGGGGAGGCCUGGGUGACGAACACUGACUCAGGAGUGGGAAGUUCUGUGUGUGUGUGUGUGUGUGUCCCAACCUCCCAGGGGAGCAUGGGACAGAGUAUCCCCGGAGGCAUAAAGACCAUUGACAUGAGGGACCCGGCGUUCAGGCCGCUGAAGCUGGAGUUGGCGGCUCUGGACCACACCAAGCCGUCCCGGCUGGACCUGCUGCUGGACAUGCCAGCCGCCGGCCACGAGGUCCAGAUGCGGCACUCCUGGAACAACGAUGACCGCUCCCUCAACAUCUUCGUCAAGGACGACAACCGCCUGGUCUUCCACCGGCACCCCGUGGCCCAGAGCACGGACGCCAUCCGGGCCUGCGUCGGCUACACCCGCGGCCUCCACGUCUGGGAGAUCAGCUGGGCCAUGAGGCAGCGUGGGACCCACGCCAUCGUUGGCGUGGCGACGGGCGACGCCCCCCUCCAUUCCGUGGGCUACACGUCCCUGGUGGGCGACAACCACGAGUCCUGGGGCUGGGAUCUGGGCCGGAACAAAUUGUACCACGACGGGAAGAACCGGCCGAGCAGGACUUAUCCCGCCUUCCUGGAGCCAGACGAGACCUUUAUGGUGCCGGACUCGUUUCUGGUGGUCCUGGACAUGGACGAGGGCACUCUAAGUUACAUAGUGGACGGUCAGUACCUGGGGGUGGCUUUCAGAGGACUCAAGGGCAGGAAGCUCUACCCGGUGGUCAGUGCGGUUUGGGGGCACUGUGAGAUCCGCAUUCGUUAUAUCAACGGGCUUGACCCGGAGCCUCUUCCCCUGAUGGACUUGUGCAGGCGCUCAGUCCGAGUCGCUCUGGGCAGGGAGCGCCUGGCAGAGAUCCACGCUCUGCCUCUGCCAGCCUCCCUCAAAAACUACCUGCUCUACCAAUGACCCUGGGCCCUCAGACUGACGUCCUCACACUUCUGUGUCGAUGGAACAUGGCUAAGAUCCACAGACUCAAUCAAGGACCUCCUUCUCUAGCAGUGGCCACACACACACACACACACACACACACACACACACACACACACACACACACACACACACACACAAUCCAGGGGCUACCCCUGCAGGCCUCAAUCCGGUACUACCGAUGACCCUGUAAAGCUCUGGGAGUCGUCGCAAGGUACACUGUGCCCUCGCUGUCCGCUUGACUGGCUGGAAUACGUACACAGGCCUCGCCCUCUGAUGUGACCUCCAAACUCCUCACGUUCUGUCAUUCCGAUGCCGGCAGCCCAACCAGUCUGACAACACAAACCUCUGCCUGCUGGAGCUGCCUGCAUUAACCAGGCAGCUCCAGAAAGGGGGAGGGGGGGGGGGGGCCGCGUCUAGCGACGCACAAGUAUGUCAGCUGUUCCGGAAUGUGGUUCCGUCGGCUUCCGUAGCCUUUCAAAUGAUCUGCCGGAGCUGGGGUUUUUGAGCUUGGUUGCCAUCAACCUACUGUGACACCGCUUGCUGCGUUUGUUGACCGUGACUUCGGCUUAACGAGCGCAACAGCUGUUUUGAAGCCUGGACUUUUCGGUGAUGGACUGCGUGUUCUGUGUUUCUUAGUGUUGUGUUGCUGGGAACUUGGGAAGUGGUAAGCGGGUGGUUGGUGAUGAUUCAGGUGUUUCUGUUUUAUAUCCUGUUUUUUAAGGCUUACUUUAAUCAUACUGCGACCUGACGUCUGUGAUGGACGUGUCCUGCAGAUGAAACUUAAUGCAGAUUGAUGUCACACCUGAGUGAUGCAUGGUGGGCCGUUAGCAUGUCUGUCUCUGUAAUGAAGUGCAAUGAGCUUGACGGUACGUCUGAAUGCUGUGACCGCAACACCUCUUGAGCGAGUGAGACUCGUCUCUUUUAAUGGAGGGGGGCAUAAAUCAAUCUAAUGGCUGUAUGAAAUUUCCAGUUUUUAAUUGGAUUUAUUGUGUUUUGUUUGUUUGAAUCAAACCUCUCCCUCUAAGUUUGGUGGAUGCUUGGGUAUGUUGAGUAGAUUAAUGUUUCUGAUCCCAGGAAGUUCGGAACAUUCUGAACACAAGAUGGUGCCAUUUGCAGGCAUUUCUCCUUCCACUCUUUUCAAUCAACAAAUGCUAGUCCAUAUACUUCAAAGAUUUCUGAAGUGGUUUUUAAAAAAAAGUUGCUGCUCACUUAACUCACAGAUUCAGGAGUAAUUUUUUUUAUUUUUAUUCAGUAGCUUUUUAUAUAAAUUGACAUCACUGUGAUUACUUGUAAAAACACCAGCAGAUGUUCUCAUUCCCACCGAGGCAAUUCACUCCCUGUACGGUUUCUGAGUCUGACAUGUUAGCCUGUUCCCUGUAUUGUGCGCACUACUUUACAGUCAAAACAAAAUGGUCAUUAAUUUCAUGUGUUCAUACCACUGCUCUCAGCCAAUCACCACUCGGGGGUUCUGAAAGCUGAUUGGUUGAUAUCUUGGUGUAUGAGACCACAUACUGGAGUUGCGUCCUACAGUAAUAAUUGUUGGUCCCUAAUCGUGUUAAGGCUUCCCUGGGUUUUGAGGCGUUGCUGUGUCUGGGGUCUUCAUAGGGGGUCUUGCUGCCCCCCCCCCCAAUUGCAUUAAUUAUACAUGCCACUGCACCUGCAAGGUACUAGUGGUCGCUAACAGUCAUAUUAGACAUUUUCAGCAGUACUUUUAAAAAAAACAUUUUACAUCCAUGUUUGGCCUUGUGCCUGGAAAUGGACAUGUCGCCCACACCCCAUGUGUUUUAUUUACGGUUUGCUUGCAACUGCUCAUUUUGUCUGUAUUCCUAUUGUAGAUGGUUUGUUAGCUACCUAAUAAAAAAAGAUUUGCAAAUUA